AUGGCUUCGCCGCUGGGGACAGCGGCAUUCGCCGCCCAGCGGGACAGCCUGCCCCAGGCGGCGCGAAAGCUGACGUUAUUCGGAGGAGGCCCCGGCGUGGCGUCCGGCAUCGCGCCCAUGAGGUUCAUCUCGGUCGACGCCCUGCGCCCAAGCGACAGGUUUGCCCCUCGCCACAACAGCGUCAGCGAAGCCGACGCUGCGGAAAUGCUCAAGGUGUGCGGCUACAAGACCGUCGACGACCUCAUCAGCGCCACUGUGCCGAGUGCCAUUCGACGCGGCGUAAUGAACAUCGGCCGAUACGACGCGGGCCUGACGGAAAGCGAGUAUCUCGAAAAGAUUAGGGGAAUGGCCAACAAGAACAAGGUGUUCAAAUCAUACCUCGGGAUGGGGUACUACAACACCCACAUACCCCCAGUCAUACAGAGAAACAUUUUGGAAAACCCUGGGUGGUACACACAAUACACACCCUACCAGGCAGAGAUUGCUCAGGGAAGGUUGGAAGGGCUGCUGGCCUUCCAGACGGUCGUUUGUGACCUCACCGGGAUGGAAAUUGCCAAUGCUUCCCUCCUGGACGAGGCUACUGCAGCUGCUGAGGGCAUGGGAAUGUGCAGUGCGAUGUCCAGGGGAAAGAAGCCAAGGUUCCUAAUUUCGGACAAGUGCCAUCCACAGACAAUCACUGUCUGUCAGACACGUGCCAGCGGACUGGGAAUCAAAGUGGAGGUGGGAGAUGCUGCAACAUGGAAGUUUGGCCCAGAUGUUUCAGGAGCUUUGGUCCAGUACCCAGCAACAGAUGGGACGGUAUCGAGCUACAAGGCACUCGCAAGUCAGGCUCAUGCUGCUGGCGCCAAACUCGUGGUGGCCACUGACCUGCUGGCGCUCACCCUCCUGGAGCCACCAGGGGAGUGGGGUGCCGAUGUGGUGGUGGGAUCAGCCCAGCGAUUUGGAGUGCCCAUGGGAUAUGGUGGACCACACGCUGGGUUUUUUGCCUGCCACACACAGAACCUGCGAAUGAUGCCAGGCCGACUGAUCGGUGUGAGCAAAGAUUCUCAUGGGAGGCCAGCACUUCGGAUGGCCCUACAGACGAGGGAGCAACACAUCCGAAGGGACAAGGCUACCUCCAACAUCUGUACAGCACAGGCGCUUCUGGCGAACAUCGCCGCAAUGUAUGCUGUGUAUCAUGGACCAGAAGGCCUGAAGACCAUCGCCAAUCGUGUGCAUGGCCUGGCAGCCACCCUGGCUGAGGGUGCCAAGCAGUGUGGACACAAGGUGCAAAAGCAGCCCUUUUUCGACACAGUGUGCGUUGAUGUGAAAGAUGCCAAAAAGGUGGCUGCCCUGGCUGCUGACCACCAGAUUAAUGUGCGGGUCCUUAGCCCCUCUGAGAUCACCAUUGCCCUGGACGAGACGACCACACUAGAAGACGUCGAUGCAUUGCUGUGCGUGCUGAACGGCGGAGUGUCCCCCCCCUUCACUUCGGCCUCUCUGGCACCCAAGGUGCAACCCACACUGGGGCCGCAUGCACGGACCACGCCCUACCUUGAGCAGCAUGUCUUCAAUGCCCACCAUAGCGAGCAUGAGAUGUUGCGCUACCUGAAGAAGCUGGAGAACAGAGACCUGUCACUGGUGCAUUCCAUGAUCCCCCUGGGUUCCUGCACGAUGAAGCUGAAUGCCACAUCUGAGAUGAUGCCCAUCACGUGGAACGAGCUGGCCAACCUGCACCCCUUCGUGCCUGCCAAUCAGGCAGAGGGUUACAAGGAGAUGUUUGAGGACCUGGCACAGCAGCUGUGUGCCAUCACGGCAUUUGAUUCUGUGUCCCUGCAGCCAAACGCUGGGGCGUCGGGGGAGUACGCUGGGCUCAUGGCCAUCCGCCAGUACCACAGGUCCCGCGGCGAUCAUGCACGCGAUGUUUGCCUGAUCCCAGCAUCAGCCCACGGAACGAAUCCUGCAAGUGCUGCCAUGGCUGGAAUGAAGAUCGUCACCAUCAGGUCGGACGACCAGGGCAAUGUAGACAUUGCCCAACUGCGGGAGAAGGCGAUUGCCCACAAGGACAAACUGGCAGCGCUGAUGAUAACAUACCCAUCCACCCACGGUGUGUAUGAGGAAGGCGUGGAUGAGAUCUGCAAGAUCAUCCAUGAUAAUGGUGGACAGGUGUACAUGGAUGGUGCCAACAUGAAUGCCCAGGUUGGAUUGACAGCUCCAGGAGUGAUCGGCGCAGAUGUGUGCCACCUGAACCUGCACAAAACGUUUUGCAUUCCCCAUGGGGGUGGGGGCCCUGGGAUGGGCCCCAUUGGCGUGAAGGCACACCUGGCCCCGUUCCUGCCUUCACACCCUGUUGUCAACACGGGUGGGCUCCCAGUCCCUGAUGGAAAGCUGGAUCCCUUUGGCACAGUGUCUGCAGCUCCCUUCGGCUCAUCGCUCAUCUUGCCGAUUUCCUAUGCCUACAUAUCGAUGAUGGGCUCUAAGGGCCUGACCGAGGCUUCAAAGCUGGCCAUUCUGAAUGCCAACUACAUGGCCUGUCGACUGUCUUCCCACUACCCGAUUCUGUUCAAAGGCAAGAAUGGCACCUGUGCUCACGAGUUCAUGAUCGAUGUGCGGCCACUGAAGGCCAGUGCUGGAAUCGAAGAGUCGGACAUUGCCAAGCGGUUGAUCGAUUAUGGAUUCCAUUCUCCCACGAUGUCGUGGCCAGUUGCAGGCACGCUGAUGAUUGAGCCCACGGAGAGCGAGAGCAAGGCUGAGCUGGACCGAUUCUGCACGGCAAUGAUCGCCAUCCGGGGGGAGAUCCAAGAGAUCAUCGAUGGGAAAGCGGACAAGGAAAACAACCUUAUGAAGAACGCGCCCCACCCAGCGCACGUUGUGCUGUCCGACUCUUGGAACUACCCGUAUCCCAGGGAGCGUGCCGCGUACCCAGCGGACUGGGUCCGCAACGCCAAGUUCUGGCCCUCGACAAGCCGCGUGGACAACGUGCACGGGGACCGCCACAUCAUCGCCAGGAUCCCGACACUGGAAGAGGCGCGGGCGGAGGCAUACGCUGCGGCGGCUUGA
Molecule: messenger RNA, 3039 nt
Organism: Ostreobium quekettii
Lineage: Eukaryota; Viridiplantae; Chlorophyta; Ulvophyceae; Bryopsidales; Ostreobiaceae
Source: the annotation of a GenBank genome assembly